Canis lupus familiaris (dog) is the source of this 5410-nucleotide messenger RNA. RefSeq names its product lysine rich nucleolar protein 1 (gene KNOP1). The transcript is spliced from 5 exons. Bases 157 to 1530 code for a protein of 457 amino acids. NCBI's taxonomy places the organism in Eukaryota, Metazoa, Chordata, Mammalia, Carnivora, Canidae. The record is from RefSeq and is a predicted model, not a curated record.
GCCAUAGCCGCGGCUUCCACAGCAACCGCCCUCCCGGCACGGCUACGACCCGGAAGGAGCCGGGCGUCCAGGGGGCCGGCCGGCGACUCGAGAUUCACUUCCGGGUCGGGGCAGAGCUGGCUUUCACGUGGAGGCGGGGAAGAUUGGCCUGCGGAAAUGAUCACCAAAACCCACAAAGGAGACCUGGGCCUUGGGCUCCCAGAGAAAAAGAAGAAAAAGAAGAAGGUGGUCAAAGAACCAGAGACUCAAUACUCAGUUUUAAACAGUGAUGCUUAUUUCAGUGAGAUCUGUUCCACAAGAGCCACAUCCCCUUCGAAGAGUGUGGUCCUAGAGCAGGCAUCUGAGAUGCCUCUAAUGAAGAAAAAGAAGAAAAAGAAGGGCCACAGCACCCUCUGUGAGGAGUGCCUAGAACCUGAGACUGUGUUACGUGCUGGAUGGACAGGGAAGUUGUCCAGCUCUAGGAAGCAGGCUCUUGGUUCAUCUGAAUUUCAAGGUGGGGAGAAGAAAAAGAAGAGAAAGUCCUUACGGCCUCUGGCCAUGUCCCCUGCCUCAAGAGUGAAGAUCUCCCCAGACCCCAAAGAGGAUGAGGAGGUGACCAGAGUUGGCAAGAAACCCAAAAAGCACAAGAAGGAGAAAAAGACCCAGGAGGCUACAGCCUCCUCAGCCAAGGACCCUUGGUUCUAUGAGUCUGGGGAUGCUCUAUACACUUGUUCAGUGGGGAAGGAUGGCGAGGAGCAGGCAACCUCAGGGCAGAAACGAAAGCAGGGGAGCCCCAGAGAAUGCAAUGUGAAGAUGAAGAAGAAAAAGAAAAUCCACCAGAAGGGAGAUACUUCUCUAGGGCACCUUGAGUGCUCCAAGUCUGUAGAGAGAAGCCCUAGGAAAGGAAGUAAGAAGCUAGUCAAAAUUGAGGCUCCAGAAUAUAUCCCAAUAGGACAUAACCCCAAAACCCCUGCAAAGAAGAAAAUGAAGUCCAAGAAAAAGACAGAGCAGCCAGGGAUUGAGGAACCAGCUUUGAAGAGGAAUAAAAAGAAGGGGAAAGAGAGCAGGGUAGCAGGAGAAUCUUGGGAAGAGGAGCCUGACACAGACUUAGAGGUGGUGUUGGAAAAGAAAGGCAACAUGGAUGAGGCGCACAUAGACCAGGUGAGGCGAAAGGCCUUGCAAGAAGAGAUCGAUCGUGAGUCAGGCAAAACAGAAGUUUCUGAACCAAAGAAGUGGACAGGAACUCAGUUUGGCCAGUGGGAUACUGCUGGUUUUGAAAACGAGGAACAGAAAUUGAAAUUUCUCAAACUUAUGGGUGGCUUUAAAAACAUGUCCCCUUCAUUCAGCCGCCCCUCUAACACAAUUGGAAGGCCCAACAUGGCUCUCAACAAGAAGGCAGCCGACGCCCUGCAGCAGAACCUGCAGCAGGACUAUGACCGGGCCAUGAGCUGGAAGUACAAGCGUGGUGCUGGCCUCGGCUUCUCCUCUGCUCCAGACAAAAUCUUUUAUAUUGACAGGAAUGCUUCCAAGUCCAUCAAGUUUGAAGAUUAAAGUCUACUACUGUCUAGUCCUUCAAAACAGCCAAAAUUGCUUUUAUUAUUCAGUUAUGCAGUUGGAAGCCAUCUGACAACUGUCUCAAAUCACACCUCUGCAGAGAUUAAGGAAAACUAUGCCCAUGUGCUUGGAUGAACUGGGGUCAGGGAGCUCAUGUUUCAGAAGCCAAGAGGACAUAUGAGUGGCUGACACCUCCUGUUUUCUGUAUUAAGAUUCCAUCCCUAUUUGAAGACAUCAGCAUAUAUAAAUAAUAGCUGAAUUUGCUCAGUGCUUAGUAUGUGCCAGGUACGUACUACUGUGUUUCCCUUGCAUUAAUGUAGUUAGUAAUUAUGAAAUAGGUGCUAUUAUCCCCAUCUUACUGAUGAGGAAACUGAGGUUCAGGGAUGAAGUAAUAAAAUUGCCUGGGUUCACUCAACCAGUAAGUGCCAAUUGUUGGACUUUUGUACCCCACAUCCUGUGUCACUUUUCACUACUACAGAUGUCCCCUUCUAGGGAAUUUCACCAAGAAUACCCAUGGGGGAUGAAAAUCUCUUAAUUAAGAGACAGAAGUUUUGUUAGAUGUUUAAAUCUCAAAUAGGAAGUAGAAUUGAUGGUGAACAGUUAAGAGCAAGCUCAUUUUCUUUUCCCAUCCUGGAGUAGCUGCAGACAAAAAGGGUCACCACCAAGCAGAUGUGGCUGACCUGCUGCUGUUGGGAAAUGUGUUUCUAAACCAAUUUUGCCUUUUCUGGCUGCCUGCCUUCCAUCCUCAGUGUUGAGCUUGGAUUUAAUCUUUAUGCUGUAACUGAAUUCUAACCAAGCCAUUUUAUAGAGACUGUUAGUCUUAAUGAACCAAUGGCAAAUUCCCAGGCAUAUGUUUAUUAGAAUCUUUGUGACCAUAAGAAAGAGAAUCCUAGCAGACUUCUCUGAUGGAAGUCCAGUGCCAGGAGGCCUGCAUGUGUGGGGAUGACACAGGAAGUUGUCUCAUCAUGAUACUGUUAACAUGCCUAUACUCUACAACCAGCCUCACAGAGCUCCAGGUAUAGUGACUUGAGUGACAAAUGACCACUCUCUCCAUUCACCUAGCACUUUGCUUUUGAAAAUACAGGUUCUGAGUGGGACAUUUUCACAUCACUUGGCCUAAAUGCCUCCUAUAGACAUUCCAGCUCAGGCAGGCCUAACUAAAUAGCCAGCAUACUCAGUCUCUCACUGAGCAGGAAGUCCUGAUGUGUAGGGGGUUGAUUCAGCAACUCAACAAGGAAACAUUCUUUUCCUUUCUGCUCCCUUCAUCCUGUUGGCUUCAUCAGGCUGCUGAAAGAAUGGCUGUAGCAAUCCUAGGGAGGAUUUUAAGAUACUAAAACAUUCUAGAGGAAAAAGAAAAACCUUAUGGCCCAAGGAAAGUUCCAGAAGACCUUUUAUCAUAAUUCCUUGCCUAGUAGUGGGUCAUAUACCCAUUUCUGACCCAUCCCCUGGCAUGUGAAGGAAGAUGCUCCUCAGGCUAGUCAUAAAGGAAGAGUGAGGAGUUGACAAGACAAACAUGGAGUCCACUACUAUCCCGCUGGGCAGAGGUGAGGCAGGCUGGCCUGGGCCCCAACUAAUAAGCAUUGGCCAAGUCAAGAGUCAUACAAAUCUAUGCUAGCGAUGUUUCAGGUGGGCCACUUCACUCACAAUGUGAAUUGGGCCUUUGAUGGAUUCAGCCUUGAGGUACAUAGUGGAAGAGGCCUUCUAAAUGCCCGGAAGGUAAGGUUCUGUAGUUGAGUUAGCUCCUUCAGAGCACCUUGUCCUUUCACAGGGGGCUAAAUCUCUCCAGGCCUUGAUCAACACUACAGGAAUUCACUCGCUGUACUGACUGCUUCUCUAAUUGUUUUCAACUUGCCAAGAGAUCACACUACAGUUUGGGCCUGACUUGGCUUGUCAGGAAGGAUUGUGCUCAGCCAUCUCUUGGGUGAUUCAGGAGAGAACCUAAUCAGUUGCCCACUCUCUUGUCCCCAUAGUGAUAGUUCUCAUUAGCAUGUGAUGGUCAGGCCUCUCCCUGUCAUUUCGUAUAAAUAGCCUGUGUAAUAGGAUUUGACUUUCAAACUUAACGUAUCACCGUUGGCUGAGGAGGUCUACACUGGCUCGGGGAAGGUUUACUGUGGUUUGUUUCUGAAGCAGGGUCUAGCCAGAGCAGGUUGAACAGCCAAGACAGCAAGAUGGCCAGUGGGCUCAGUGGGCUUAAUCUUGGUCUGCACCGACAGGAGCAACAGAGACGCCAUUUCUCAGGUGAGCCCGUCUCUGCCCUGCAGCAGGCUGCAGUCCCGGAAGCAUUUACACUCUGAGCUUCCUGUGGGAGCUGGGCUCCUCUCCUCUGUAAAGGAAACAGCAAUGGCUUGUGCCACCUCUGCCCCUUUCCCCCAUGUCCAGUGCCAUCAGUCUGCAAGGGUUUUUUGGGAACGAUUUCCUAGGUUCUUGAUGUCUUGAUUCUGUGUAAAACACAGCAUGUCUCCACUGCAGCAGGUGGUUUGGGGAGUUUUACUCAGAUUCGGGGCAGGAGAGGUCUGGUGUAUAGCACAGCCAAGGUCCUAGUUGAAUAUUUAACAGCCCUGUUCUCACACGUGUUGGCUCUUUCUCCUUGGGGAUUUCUCACUCAACUGAGCGUACUUCUGAGGCAGGGUCCUUCCCUCCUUAGAGUGCCCUUAUCUACGUGUCUCUGAAACCCCAUGAUUCUUAAUCACUUUAUUCUCUGGGCUGAUUCCUGCUGUUUCUGCCUUAGCCCAUUGGCCCUGGCUAAAGACUUCCUUUCCAUGACUAGACUGACCCAUCAAAAGUAUUUGCUAGAUAGACAAAGUUCUCAUCUAAAAGAAAUUGUGUAUUCAGCUCUACAAACUUAGAAUUAUUCAGGUUUGUGAUUGGCAGAUUAAUGACCCCUGGCCCAAGAUGUCCAUGUCCUAGUCACUGGAACCUAUGGAUAUGUUAGGGCAAAAAACAAAAGUGAGUUUGGGGUAGCAGAUGGAAUUAUAGUUGCUAAUCAGCUGACCUUAAAAUAAGAUUAUCCUGGAUUGUCUGAGGGCCCGAUGCCAGGUCCUUAACUGUAGAAGAAGAGGGAGGCAGAAAUGUAGAAGAGGCUUGUAAGAAAAACUUGACAAGCUGUUGCUGGUUUUAAGAUAAAGGAAUGGACCACAAGCCCAGGAAUGCAGGUAGCCUCUAGAGCUAGAGAAGGCCAGAAAAUAGAUUCUCCCCCAGAGCCUCCGUCCUCCAGAAGGAAUAAAGCCCUGCACACCUUCAUUUUGAGGGUAAAGCCCCCUGAGACCUUUGGACUUAGGACAAAUAGAUCCACUGGGUGAUAAAAUUGUGUUGAUGGAAGUCUCUAAGCUUGUGGUAAUCUGUUAAAGCAGCAAUAGAAAAGUAAUGUAGGUCUCAUGCAGAACUUUUCCUUGUUUUUCUUAUUUCCUAAAACUCUUAGAAUUUUUAUUGUUCCAUUGUCCUUUGUAAUGACAGUAGACUUUAUCCCCCGUAGGCUGUGGUUUCCAGAAGCUGGCUAAUUGAUUCAGUAAUGGGCUGAGGUAAAACCACAAAAGAUCAUAGAAAAUCUAAGCCUUAAAAAAGAAAAAGAAAAUCUAAGCCUUUGCCCUGGACUAGGUGACAGAUGGUUCCAAAGCUCCUUUGGUGUAAUGCACACUCAACCCAAUACGGAAGUCCUAACUCAUGUCAAUCUAAAAACAUUAGGUUACUCAGGCUUGGGAAUGAACUCUGUCUAAUGUGGGCAGCCUCAGAGUAGGAGAAAGGACUUAAAGCGGAUGAUUUGUGAAUUUGCCAAUUGUGUUUCAUUUAAAUAGUAUCUUAUAAUAACAGUGGUAUAUGAAAUAAUUUUAAUGGAGAUAAUUUUGUGAAAUAAAGGUCACUUGGUAAUAUUUGAGCAGUA